AUGCAGGUGGGCAUUGAAACGGCCGAUAAGAGCCGUGGUAUUGAUGUGCCAUUGAAUGAUUGCCAUCCGAUCGAGGAAGAGGACGUUCUCACCGUGUCUUUGAAAAAGCCAUGCCGUCUCUUCACCGGCCCUGACUGUACCGGGCACAACACACUCUUGAGCCCUGGCGACCACUCUUCGAAGGACCCAAUUCCUGUGAUCGAGUCGAUAUUUUGCCAGUCAUCAUUUUGA
Molecule: messenger RNA, 231 nt
Organism: Penicillium psychrosexuale
Lineage: Eukaryota; Fungi; Ascomycota; Eurotiomycetes; Eurotiales; Aspergillaceae
Exons: 3
Coding region: 1-231 (76 amino acids)
Source: RefSeq, a predicted model, not a curated record